AUGAAUAAGAGAAAAUCGCCUAAAUAUCCUGAGUUAGAGAAGGCUAUUUUUAGUUGGGUACAAGAAUUAUAUAGUAAACUCAAACUCGUGACUCAUGCUAUGAUACAAAUUAAGGCCAAAACAUUAUCUCAAAAAUCACCUUAUAUUACUUAUUAUCCUGGUAUUACUAAAAGCAAAUUUAGCAAUAAUAAUCAGCAUCGAACAUCUGUAGCUCAAAAACUCCUUGAAGAUCUGCAAUUACAACAACAAGAGUUUUUAAGUUUUGUAUUGUAUAAUCGAAUUCAAUAUAAUUAUCUUCUUGCCUUAAUAGAUAAUAUAGAUAAAACUCCAUUAUUAUUCAACCUUCCAAAUAAUACUACAAUUGAUAAUUGUGAUGCAAAUACAGUUUCAAUUCAGACCU
Messenger RNA from Scutellospora calospora, 400 nucleotides. Lineage: Eukaryota; Fungi; Glomeromycota; Glomeromycetes; Diversisporales; Gigasporaceae. The record is from the annotation of a GenBank genome assembly.